Molecule: messenger RNA, 2226 nt
Organism: Selaginella moellendorffii
Lineage: Eukaryota; Viridiplantae; Streptophyta; Lycopodiopsida; Selaginellales; Selaginellaceae
Product: G-type lectin S-receptor-like serine/threonine-protein kinase SD2-5
Exons: 2
Coding region: 1-2226 (741 amino acids)
Biological process (GO): protein phosphorylation
Molecular function (GO): protein serine/threonine kinase activity; ATP binding
Source: RefSeq, a predicted model, not a curated record
AUGGAAAUCCUCGCGCUGGAAGCUCCUGGGAAUCUCGUCCUUCGCACCCGGAAUGGGACUUUGGUGUGGCAGAGCUUCGAUCAUCCCACGGACGCCUUGUUCCCUCAGCAGCAGCUGAAACCAGGAAUGAAAUUAGUCGCGAGUGUCUCAAGCGAGAACACGCAGGAAGGAUACUUCUCCCUCGAGGUGGAUCGGUUCUCGGUUGUCUUGUACUCGGCUAGUCCCGUGUAUGGAGAGCUUUGGAGCUCCGGAUCCAGCAAGGUCGAGAUAUCCCACGUCCUUCUCUCCGACAGCAGCCUAAAGAUUUACGGCCAAAACGGCACAGUUCUUUGGUCCUCCCAAGCGUUUAGUCCAGUCACGGAUGCCACAGGGUUCCAGCUGCUUAAGAUUUAUCCCACGGGGGAGCUUCGUCUUCUCACUGGACAAUCAAAUACGAAGGAAAUGAUUAUUCUCAAUCCAAGUUUCAAGGAGAAAAGCUUGCCUCCGACGUGUGGUACAAACUGGCUUCCCAAAAACACCGGGUGCUCCUGUCCAGAGUUGAAGAAUGGAAACAACUCCAUGCAGUAUGUUUCCUCCGGCGACAGGGGAAGAUGUAAGAUCGACAAAGAACCUGCAGAAUGCAGUGGUGGCUUAAAGUAUGAUCCAUCAGAAUACCAGAUGUUGGAAGCCAAAGACUUCUACUACUACGCACCAGCGAAUCUUUCGAGCGGUGGAAUCCACAACAUCACUCGAGAGGCUUGCAAGACCCUGUGCAUCAACAACUGUACAUGUAAGGCGUCAUUGAGUCACGGAGACACGAGUACCUGUUUCCAAAUGGCGGACAUAGAUACGCUCUACAGAACACCGAACGCAGCCAACUCGAGCUUUAUGGUGGCCUUCAAAUCGCACUCUCAUUCCAAAGUGGCUCUCGGAACUUUUAAUGGCUUUCGAAAGGCUCCAAGUAGGAGAAUCAGGCCAGUGAUCGUCGUGGCGGCAGUCGUUCUACCAGCCAUUAUAAUCGUUACUUUUGCGGUUGUGAUCUGGAGAAGGAUACUCCACUCGUACCUGGAUGAAUUCCGCCAGUCAUUCCCUUCUGGUGCUGUAGAAGUGCCUCGGGUUUUCACGUAUCCGGAGCUGCACGAAGCAACAAAAGGUUUCAGUAAGAAAAUAGGAAGCGGAGGAUUCGGCUCGGUGUACGAGGGGGUUCUUCCGGACGGAUCAAGAGUCGCGGUUAAGCGUCUAGAAAACUCAAACCAAGGACGCAAGCAAUUCAAAGUGGAAGUGAAAGUCAUAGGGAGCAUCCACCACAAGAACCUGGUGCGACUCAAAGGGUUUUGCUCUCAGAGACCCUGCUACUUCCUGGUCUACGAAUACGUCGCGAAUGGAUCGCUAGACAGAUGGAUUUUCAAAGCAAAGGCAACAGCAGCAGCACUGGACUGGGACACAAGGUUCCGGGUAGUGGAAGACAUCGCGAGAGGCCUGGCCUAUCUCCACGAGGAGUGCAGCACCAAAGUCCUCCACUUGGACAUCAAGCCGCAAAACAUUCUCCUGGACGAGAACUUUGGGGUGAAGAUCGCAGACUUUGGACUCUCGAGGAUGGUGGAACAGGGAGAGAUGAGCACCGUCAUGACCAUGAUCCGAGGAACACCCGGAUACAUGGCCCCGGAGUGGCUCCAGCUGAGAGUGAGCGACAAACUGGACGUCUACAGCUUUGGAAUCGUUGCUCUGGAGGUAGCAACGGGGCUGCAAGCUCUCCACACUUGCGUCUCUUGCGAGACUAGCCCAAGGUUUCUAGCGGCAUGGGGAUACACGAAGCUACGCGCGGGAGAGAUGGUGGAGAUGGUGGAUGCAAAGCUACGAAAGGAAAUCGACGAGAGUACCUCGAGAAGGAGCCAGGCCGAGCGGCUGCUCAAGAUUGGAAUGUGGUGCAUCCAGCCGGAUCCAAGGCAGCGGCCUCGCAUGGUGGAAGUGGUGAAAAUGCUGGAAGGAGCGACGCCAGUGAUGGAUCCGCCAGUGCCACCGCCGGACCAGGCCUGCAAGAAAGGAACAUCAGACACGAGCUUGCCGCUAAACAUCCUCUUGGAUAUGAUAAACCGGGGCGCGAGGAAGCCGAAGGAGGCGAGUGCAUUCCUCGUCUGUAGAGAUCCAGGCAUAGAGCAUUCACCUCGCGAUGCGAUCGCGCCUCUUCCACGAGCGAUGGUCGAUCCGGGCGCUCUAUCACAGGUGACUAAAACCCUAGAUCAGUAA